Messenger RNA from Scomber japonicus (chub mackerel), 1077 nucleotides. RefSeq names its product golgin subfamily A member 6-like protein 2. The coding region runs from base 1 to 987 and encodes 328 amino acids. The record is from RefSeq and is a predicted model, not a curated record. Lineage: Eukaryota; Metazoa; Chordata; Actinopteri; Scombriformes; Scombridae. The transcript is spliced from 6 exons.
AUGACAGAAACCAUCUUUAGAAAAGCAUCAGACAGUCGGUGCAGGUAUCAUGUUAUUUUAAACACUGAUCGUCCCUCUUCAUCCUCCUGCAGAUGUCAGCUUAAAAGUAACGACCUGGAGAAACAGUGCGACAGUCUCCUCGGUCAGUACGACAAGCUGGAGAGGGACAAGAAAGACAUCAUCGAGAGCAUGAAGCACUCGGAGGCGGCCAAGCAGAAGGCGUUGGAGGAGGCGCUGGAGCGGCUGGAGAGCGAGCAGAGGGUCGCCGAGCAGGACAGACAGGCGCUGAAGAUGGAGCACGGCCGGCUGAUGCAGCAGCUUCAGGAUCAGAUCGACGAGCUGAUCGCACGGAGGAGGAUGCAGGAUUUAACCUUUCAGGUGGAGAAGGAGCAGCUGAUGUCAGACAUAGAGUUUCUGAAGGAGCAACAUGAAGCUGCCAUGAAACACCUGAAGGCGGACGCAGCGUCUGAGAGAGCGAACAUUAUGGUGGAGAUGCAGAAAAACGCAGAGAUUUUCCUCCAGGAGACGAUUUUGGAGGUUCUGCAGAAGGAGCGAGAUCAGCACGGCAGGAAGAUGGAGCAGCUGGAGUUCCUGCUGUCGGAGAACACGGCGCUGUGGACCGAGAAAGAGGCCCUGCAGAGCCGAGACAAGGAGCUCUACCUCGAGAUGGACCACGUGAAGACGCACCUGGACCUGGUGGCGCAGGAGAGCCUCAGGUGCAAGAAGGAGUUGGAGCAGCUGAAGGUAAAGUGUCGGCAGCUGAAGGCGGAGCAGAGCGACUGCAGGGUCGUCCAGGAGCUCCAGCAGAGCAUCAACAUGAAGACGCUCAGACAGCGGCUGAGCUCCGUGUCCAAACAGAGCCGUCAGAACGGAGCCAGGGCGGGGUCAGCUGGGGGCGGAGCUUCAGCAGGAGAGGAGCAGGAGGAAGCAGCUGGAGGCCGUCACGCAGGGAGCCGCCAUUAUUCUCAGACGAGUCCUCACGGCUGAGAAGACCGUGACUGAGUGGGAGAUGCAGAGGCUGCUGGAGAUCUUGGAGAGCUUCGUUCCUCGGGGAUCAGGCUCCGCCCUCGAUGACUC